Molecule: messenger RNA, 900 nt
Organism: Protopolystoma xenopodis
Lineage: Eukaryota; Metazoa; Platyhelminthes; Monogenea; Polystomatidea; Polystomatidae
Source: the annotation of a GenBank genome assembly
GAUAAUCUUUUUGAGAACUGGUUUUGGUUUCGGUAUCCAGUCAUCACAGUAGAAGUCAAGUUACGUAGGCCUGUUGGUACAGUUUUUUCGGUCUUCGGUGGCCCAAUCUAUUUGGUGUCAAGGAGUCCAGCGAACUAUUCGGUCAAACUAUUUGGCGUCUAUGAGUAUCCAUAUUACGACCAACGCAGCGAAAAGUCGAAGGAAGUGUGGGAAUCUGGAAAAUGGCUCGAUUACACGAUUCCAUUCAUGGAGUUUAGUGCAGAUACGUGGUCAUUCUGUGUGGAAACCAAACUGUUUCGCAAUAGCUCAGCCUUGGAUAUGUAUUUGAGAACGACAGCUGGUUUUGAUCGUAUCGGCAAGACAAUGACAAACUUUGUUGGCAUGCAUUAUAAUGAAAGCCGCAUUAUGAAGAUGAGCUUUGACGUACAAAUCUCAGUUGGUGCUGCCCAUGCUGGCUAUCCGAUAAUGGCUCAUCUCUAUUGGCAAGAUGACUUAGUCAACAUCAACAAAACCAUGACAACAAAUAUCUGGGGCUACUGUCACGAGUUUGGGCACAACUUGCAACGACCAUGGUAUAUGCUUGAACAAUGUCUAGAGGUAACAAACAAUAUCAUGUGCCUUGUGGCCUACAACUACGUCCUAAAUAUGUCGCAGUUCGAAUUGGGCAAGGGCAUUGUGAUGAGUCGACUGGAUGCCAUUGUUAACUGGUGGAACAGCAAUGGAACAUACCCGGAUUGGUCUAAUAUGGGAGAAAUGUACUACGCCUACAUCGGUACAACCAUGGGCAUUGCGGCAGUCGGUAACACUUGGCGGGCGUAUGAGCUGCAUCCAGAAAUUCGAGAAAGGCGUGGUUUUGAUCUUACCACUGUGGGGAUUUUCAUUCAACAUGGAAACUAUUAA